Penicillium egyptiacum is the source of this 1269-nucleotide messenger RNA. NCBI's taxonomy places the organism in Eukaryota, Fungi, Ascomycota, Eurotiomycetes, Eurotiales, Aspergillaceae. The record is from the annotation of a GenBank genome assembly.
AUGUUUGUACAGGAUGGUCAGCCUCAUCAGACUCAUCGAGAUCCGAACAUAACAUGGCCAGAACAACCAGAGCAGAAAUCCGUGAAGGAGCCUUUGCAAGAACCAAUUCUAUCUAAGCAUGACAUGGGUUGGCGUUUCAUAGUGCGGAACUUCACACCGGCAUGGUUUUCGGCAAACAUGGGCACGGGAAUUGUCUCUAUCCUGCUCAACACUCUCCCUUACAAUGGACAAUGGCUUUACUGGAUCUCAGUGACAUUGUUUGCAUUCAAUGUCCUGCUUUUCGCAGUCUUUCUCGGUCUGACCAUCGUACGCUAUGCUCUCUACCCGGACAUAUUCGCGGUCAUGAUCGCACACCCCGCCCAGUCGUUAUUCCUGGGAACACUGCCGAUGGGAUUCGCGACAAUCAUCAACAUGUUUUGUUUGGUCUGCGUUCCGGCUUGGGGGGCAUGGGCUAGCUAUUUCGCCUGGGGAAUGUGGAUCCUGGAUGCUAUUCUAUCCGUUCUGACCUGCUUCGGGGUUCCAUUCAUCAUGAUGUCGAGGAAGUCCGAAGUAGAACUGCAGUCAAUGGGUGCCCCGUGGUUGCUACCUAUCGUAGCAUGUGUCGUCGCAGCAGCAUCGGGGGCAAUAGUGGCUGACGUGCUUCCCCACCCGCAGUACGCACUGGGAACCCUUAUAGCCAGCUUUGUUCUGUGGGGAAUCGGUGUACCACUUGCACUCAUGGUCAUGGUGAUCUAUUUGAUGCGGCUCAUGCUCCAUAAGCUUCCACCCAAAGCCGUUAUUGUGAGCACGUUUCUACCUCUUGGGCCUCUUGGCCAAGGAGGCUUUGGUAUCUUGAAACUUGGAAGUGUUGCACAGAAGGUCUUUCCACAGACACAUGCAUUGGGACCGGAAUCCGGGAAUGCAUUCUAUUACGCUGGAUUUCUUCUAGGCAUACUUCUAUGGGCCUUUGGCCUCGUAUGGCUAUUCUUCGCAACGGCCUCGGUCCUGAAAUCUCGCAGAUUUCCUUUCAGCCUAGGAUGGUGGGCAUUCACUUUCCCCUUGGGCGUUUAUGCGACAUGUACUUGUCAGCUAGGCCGAGAAAUGCCGUCGAAAUUCUUUCUCGUCCUUGGAACAGUAUUUUCGCUAUGCGUCCUGAUCCUAUGGAUAUUGGUCUCUCUGAUGACAGCUAAAGGAGUCUAUAAUAAGACUCUAUUUGUCGCACCAUGUCUAGCUAACCUGCGUACAAGGGAGCAAAGGAGCAUAAAAAAGCAAAAGCGGAGGGACGCAUAA